Neoarius graeffei (lesser salmon catfish) is the source of this 3791-nucleotide messenger RNA. It is a transcript of the gene mtx3, whose product is annotated as metaxin 3. Gene Ontology annotation, biological process: mitochondrion organization. Gene Ontology annotation, cellular component: SAM complex. The transcript is spliced from 9 exons. Bases 12 to 950 code for a protein of 312 amino acids. Lineage: Eukaryota; Metazoa; Chordata; Actinopteri; Siluriformes; Ariidae. The record is from RefSeq and is a predicted model, not a curated record.
GCCAAACAAACAUGGCGGCACCCAUGGAGCUCCUGUGCUGGGGAGGCGACUGGGAUUUGCCGUCUGUACACACGGAAUCUUUAAUUGUGCUGGCAUAUGCUAAAUUUGCUGGUGCCAAUCUUACAGUCAAGUUAGUGGACUGGACAUGGAGGACUAUCACAGCCACCGUUCCACAACUGCACUAUGAGGGAGCUUCAGUGACGGAACCCACACAGAUUCUCAACUUUCUCAGGCGAAAUAGAUGCAACGCAGAUUAUGAGCUGUCCGCUAAGCAGGGAGCUGACACCAUGGCCUACAUUGCUCUCCUGGAGGAGAAACUGAGGCCAGCUUUGCUUCAUACGUUCUGGGUGGACACGGAGAACUACGCCAGCCUGACGAGGCCUUGGUUUGCUUCCCGUUCUCCAUUCCCUCUCAACUUCUUUGUGCCAGGCCGCCAGGCGAGCGUGGCUCUGUCCAGGAUCCUCCUGACUAAAGCAGAAGCUCCACUGCAUUCAGUCGCAGAGGUGGAAGGAAAGAUCUACAGUGAAGCCAAGGAGUGUCUAAAUUUGCUUUCACACAGACUGGGGUCGUCGCACUUCUUCUUUGGAAACAUGCCCACAAGUUUGGAUGCCUUUGUUUUUGGCUACCUUGCACCUCUCCAUAAAGCCAGUCUGCCCAGUGCUCAGCUCCAACAGCACCUAAAACAGCUUCACAAUCUCUGCCAGUUCUGCACUAACAUCCUCAAAAACUACUUUUCCGAGGCUGCCUUUGGCUCUCUUCCCACUAGCCAGGACGCAGUCGAUGCAAACCUCCAGAAACUGACGCAGCUUGUUAACAAAGAGUCCAACCUUAUUGAAAAGAUGGAUGAUAAUCUGCGCAGUAGCCCUCAACACAGGCCCAGCCGACCCCACAAACCUGAAGCCAAAAAACCUUCAUCUCUGACCACUGACAGGAACUUGACCCUGGCCUGAAACCUCACCUACACCACACAGUGGUAUCUUUCUUUACCUAUUUAUUUAUGCUUAUAUUAUCCAAGUUGCACUAAAAUGGCCAUGACUACAGGACGCCAUACUACAUACACUUGCUCACUCACAGUAUAUUUAUACUCAGUGGUUCAGCAUGAGUUUGAACAAAUCUGACUUUGAUCAUUAUUGAAAGCUUUGUCUCAGCAUACUCGUUUUUUCAUUAGUCUCAUAUAGAGUUAUAUUAUUUUCAUAAUCUAUAAGAUUAUAUUUAUAUGUCAACCAAUAACAAAAAAAAAAGGUGGUUAGCGAAUACUAAUCACAGUAAUUAAAUAUUCAUAGCCUGUUGCCAUCCUUAACACCCUUUGCCAUAGUGAAAUUAUAUUUACCAAUAUUCACUGUGUACACACACUGUGCAUCUCAUAUUAUUCUAUCCACAUUCACUGGAUAUGAGCAAUCACACGCUCUGAUUGGCUACUGUACUACUAGGCUAUCAGCUCAUAUACCGUGAGUAGAGAAAACCAAAAUGGCGGAGUGUGUUGCUGAACUAGGGCUGCGUACCUAAACGUAACAUCAGGUACAGGUACCGGUACAGAGGUUUAGGUACAGGUCUGGACCUGUACCUGAACAAUUUGACAAAUUCUUCUGAACUUCUUUAAUAAUGACAGAAACAUUAAUAAACUGUUGACAACUUGUCAGUAUCUUUAUUCAAAGAAAACCGAACAUAACUAGGUUUCCUACCUCACUUCUCAGUCGCCCUCUCAGUCUCACACUAUAGUUAACUUGGGACAAAAAGUCAUAAGUUGUCUCACAGCGAGAAGUGACCACACUAGAGUACUACAGACUACGCGCAGUCCGCGGCGUUUAACUUGCGAGGCAAAAUUACACGAAGCAGCAAAGGCUGCCAAUGCCAGCAAAGGAAAAAUGGCUGACCUGCUUUUGAGUCUUUUUGACCAAUCAGAACGCUGGAUCAGCCAAGCUCUCGCAAUGUCUCGUGAGACUGUGGGGAGAGGAUCUCAAAUCAAAGAUGGCUCCGAUUUCAAGUUUCAGCGCGGCAUUUUACGUCUUUUCCAGUGCUAAAUUUUCGUCUUUGUGGUAGGAUUUACGCAUCUUCAGUCACAAAAUAAGCAGAUACUUGGUGUAAAUUUAUAUCCGUACAGUACCGGUACUUCAUGAUCCGGUAUUUUGGACCUGUACCAAAUUGAUUUUCACGGUACAGUACUGGUACACAGUACCGGUACACAGCCCUAUGCUGAACCAACCGAGGACGAAAUAACUACUCAAAAACAAAACUCCAAAAAAAGCAACAAAAUAUGGAAUAAAAGUAUGUGAUGGUAAGAACGUACUUUUUUUUUUUUUUUCCUCUCUCAAGAAUUAUCACAUUUUUCACAAAUUGCUCCUGUCAUUUUGCUGAUUUGUUUACAUUCUAAGUGAAAAUGAUUUUGCCGGAUGUUUUGUAUAAAGUUUUAUUUAUCGAAUUUGUAAAAAAUAAAUAUAACUAGACAGGGACACUCUAACGAGUGCAAACCCCGCCUUUUCCCUAUUAAAAUACAUUGGGUGAAAAUUUCGAAGUUCUGCCAUGACCUUGACCUUUGACCUCCAAAAUUUAUUGGUUUCCUUCCUGGGUGAUUGGCAACACGUACAAAAUUUGGUCCAAAUCGAUCCAUUGGUUCUUGAGAUAUCUUGCAGACACACAGACAGACAGACAGAUACACACACACACAGACUGACGCAGGUGAAAAUAAUAACCCCUCCGACUACUGUCGGCGGGGUUAAUAAAUGCUCUGCUUCUCAAAAUCCAGUGAAUGUGGAUAGAAUAAAGCAGUUAUUCCACUCAGUCUCGUCGUACAUGGAUUAUAGCCAACUUGGCGCUACGCACCUCAUCGGCUAUCAGCUCAUGUACGACUCGAUUUUGUGGAAUAACUGUUAAUUAUUCACUGUGUACACACGCUGUGUCUCUGAUAGCUUUCCAUCAGCAGUGUGUUUUUUUUUAAAGAUGCUUUUCGAGCUGUUAGUUCGUGCUGAACCUGAAUCGUGAUUCAUUUUGUUGAACAUCUCGAUUGUUUUUCAUUAUGGCUGUCGUUAUAUAUUAAGGUUUUGCUGAAACAGUUUGAUUAGCUGUUAUAAUGUGGUGCAAUGUGUCGCAGUCGGAAAUCAUCAGCCGACACCAAGCGGAAUAUUAGAACACUCAUCAAAGCUUUUUUUUUUUCCAUUCAGUUUAAUGUAUUAUUUAGUUUAGUCUCCUGAACACGCUACACAAACAGUAACUGAAAUAUACGGAUCGUUCUGGUUUUUUUUUUGUGGAUUUAUUUAUUUUUUAAUACUCAUUACACAGUGCUGCUUUUAUUUUAUUAUUAUUAUUUACUUUUAACUCCUGCCCUUUAAAGCAAAUGGCUCUCUGUUGAUUUUUUCCAUGCGUGUGCCUUUCCUUCUGUAUCCAAGUGUAAUUUCCUGACCUUAAACGAAAAUACAAUUUUCACGUUGUAAGCAUGCCAGAAAUGCUCAGGAGAUGCUCUUUCCAGUUUAUUGUAUCAAUAAUUAGUUGCACUUAAACAAACAAACAAACAAACAAACAAAAAUUAAAACCAUUAAUUCACCUCACCAUAUACACGCAGCUAUGUGCGCUUUUUCCUUUUUCCUAACGUACCGUAUGUUAUCACCCUGUAUGCCUCGUUCGAGUGUUCAUACUGCACACGUCUGUUAAUUCAGUGCUGAACUCUGUUUUAUGAAAACCGUGUAUCUUGAAGUCCUUUCGUUAUGUAUUUUAAAGGCCCUCAUUUUCAUCAGUUAUCAAAGCAAGGACUUGAAAAUAUGUGUUCAAAGACAAAUGUAAUAAAAUAGUUUGUGAUA